This is a messenger RNA of Racocetra fulgida, 479 nucleotides long. NCBI's taxonomy places the organism in Eukaryota, Fungi, Glomeromycota, Glomeromycetes, Diversisporales, Gigasporaceae. The record is from the annotation of a GenBank genome assembly.
CUGGAAUUCUCAAAGAAAUUUCUGCCAAAUUUCCUGGACUUCUACUUUGGUCUGAUACUGGAACUUAUUUUUGUCAAAAGACUUUAGAAAACCUUCCAGAACUUCUUAAAUCAUUUGAUGGUUUGAUUUCACCAAUUUCUCAUGACAAAAUGCCUAGAUGGACGCAUCCAGGUGUUUACAAAUAUUUUAAAGAUGAUGGUAAAAAAUAUGAUAACGUUACUAAUUGUAGUACUGGAGCAGUGUUUUUGGAUACCAAUAAAACUCAACACAUCAUUGAUAAAUUAUAUAAAUCACCACAAAGAAGUAGUAGGAAAAACCAUCGACAAGAACAAGCUAUAUUUACCUAUUUUGUUACAAAUGACAACAGAAAAUGCAACAUGGAUGCAAUGGAUUUGGAUAUAGUUUAUCAUGAAUUUGAUCGCUUAUGUGAUGGCGAAAAUUAUAUUGAACAACUCGUUAAACCCUUAAAUCAAUCAUAA